Molecule: messenger RNA, 366 nt
Organism: Suillus fuscotomentosus
Lineage: Eukaryota; Fungi; Basidiomycota; Agaricomycetes; Boletales; Suillaceae
Exons: 2
Coding region: 1-366 (121 amino acids)
Source: RefSeq, a predicted model, not a curated record
AUGUUGUUCAUUCAUCGCAGUUUUUUUGCACAAGCCUUGCUUGACUUUCCCACAAAUCCUCUCCGCAGUCCCUAUGCUCCAUCAUUCCUUGCUGCAUACCGUUGUGCCUCUGCAACGAUCAAAACUACUGUCCUUAACUUCCAAAUGUUGCCGGACCUCUUUAUGCGUUGGUGGACUAUCUGGAGCCAUCUGUUGUCUGCAGCGGUAAUUGUGGGAUCCAUUGUUACUCGAGCACCAUCGACGACUAUGGCUCCUGCUGCAUGGCAGGAAUUGAACCUUGCAGUAGAAAUAUUUUCACGGGGAUCAAAGACAUCAAGUCGCGCUCGUCAUGGUUUGGUGCGUAUCAUUCAAAAUUUACUGCACUAA